Messenger RNA from Caenorhabditis sp. 36 PRJEB53466, 875 nucleotides. Lineage: Eukaryota; Metazoa; Nematoda; Chromadorea; Rhabditida; Rhabditidae. The record is from the annotation of a GenBank genome assembly.
AUGUCUACCUUCGAUGAGAUGCUGUGAGUUUAGAAGCACUAUUCCCUCGCCGAUGUCACUGUUUCAGGCCGUUCUUAAUGAACAGCGACAAGAGCAUCCCGUGGUUAACGUGAGUGAAAACGUCCUAUUUCUAAAAGAAUCUCCAUGUCGAUUUCAGUCUGAGAGUCUUCUACAACAGGUGCGUUGCAGUGACCUUGACCCAAUUGACCACUUGCGAACAGUUGCUGGAGGAUGCUGCUGUGAAAGCGGUCCCGACACUCCGGUUCCAGCCUGAGAGAUGUGAGUAGGAGAAGUCUUCUUCAACUUUCAUAAAUUUUAGUGAAAGAGGAGAGGAAGAAGUGGGUGGAUACUGUCAAGAAAAUCAUUUGUCUGCGAAGCCGUUAGUUUCGAAUUUCUUUAGUCUUCAAUACAAAAUGGUGGCUUCAGAGUUCUCCAUGUGCACUCCGCCCACCACCACCACGCCGGCUCCAGUUGUUGCUCCUCCUGUACACGUCCCUCCACAGAUUCCUUCUCAGCAACCGAUCCAGCAGGUGCAGCAGCAAGUGCCUGAGACGACGAGUUCUGGCGGAUUCAUGUCGGAGCACAUAGGACUGAUCAUCGGAGGAAUCGUUCUGGCGGCAGUCGGGUGUCUCGUCGCCUGCUCGAUCAUCUUGUUCUUCAUGUCGCAAUCAAAGCCUCCGCCACCACCGCCCCCGCCGAGAAGAUCCGGACGGUCCCGAAUGGAUUCCGUCUCGCGAAGUCGGUCCAGGAGCACUAUGAGCAAGGUGGACAGGAAGAAAAAGAAGAAGAAGAAGGCGAAGAAGGCGAAGGCGUCGGAGAGUUCGGAGAAGAAAUCGGUGCAGAAAGAGCCGAAGAAGGAGGAGGAGGAAGACUGA